Messenger RNA from Wasmannia auropunctata (little fire ant), 1988 nucleotides. Its product is annotated as putative inorganic phosphate cotransporter. Gene Ontology annotation, molecular function: transmembrane transporter activity. Gene Ontology annotation, biological process: monoatomic anion transport; transmembrane transport. Gene Ontology annotation, cellular component: plasma membrane. The transcript has 7 exons. Lineage: Eukaryota; Metazoa; Arthropoda; Insecta; Hymenoptera; Formicidae. The record is from RefSeq and is a predicted model, not a curated record. Bases 80 to 1573 code for a protein of 497 amino acids.
AGCUACGUGGAUACGAUCGAUGGGUCGUAGUCGUUUCUGUAAUUCGCUUCAGUGUUAGCUUCGUUAAAAGUUCAUCAUCAUGGCAUCGUCUCUGCGGAGGAAGAGGGUUUCCAUAGUAUCGCUCUCGGAGAGGAUGAAAGUUCCACCGAAUAAACCAAAAGCGUGGUACGGAUGUAGACACAGUCAGGUGGUGCUCAUGUGCCUGGGGUUCUUCUGCUGCUAUGCCAUCCGGGUGACGACGUCAGUAACCUUGGAGGCGAUGACCAACGCGGCCAGUGCCAAUCCCAAUUUCGAGGAAUUCUAUUGGGACGAACCGGUGAAGCACUUGAUCCUCAGCUCCUUCUUCUGGGGCUACACCUGCACGCAAAUACCCGCCAGCAUCCUCACCCAGCGAUGGUCCGCCCAGGGUUUGUUUUCGGCCACCCUAAUCAUCUCCGGAUUGCUGACUAUCGGCACCCCCUUAGCCGCCUACUACGGCGGCUGGCAGACGGUGAUCGCCAGCAGGGUGAUGUGCGGCCUCGUCCAGGGCGCCGUUCUACCGUGUCUCCACACCCUGCUGUCCAGAUGGUCGCCGCCCGAGGAGCGUGGCAGACUUUCAAUGUUCGUUUAUUCCGGCGGCUGGAUUGGCAACGUGGUAUGCUUACUGAGUACCGGCUUCCUCGCGGCAUCGUCCUUCGGCUGGCCCAGCUGCUUUUACGUUUGGGGAAGCCUCGGCGUCAUCUGCGGCAUUUGUUUCUGCCUGUUCGGCAAGGACUCACCCUCCGAACAUCCCAGGAUACCUCUCGACGAAAAGGAAUACAUCGAGAUGAGUCUGGGAGUAACUGAGAUCAACGAAAAACCCUCCACUCCGUGGAAGUCCAUAUUACGGAGCCUGCCGGUCUGGACAUUGCUAGUGGUGCAGUGCGCGCAAUCCUGGGGCUUCUGGAUGCUGCUGACGGAAAUCCCGUCCUACAUGACUUCGAUCAUGCGCUUCAAUAUCAAGCAGAAUGGUAUGAUGACGGCUUUGCCCUACCUGACGGCGUGGCUCGCCGGCUUUCCGAUCAGCUACAUAUCCGAUAUGUGCAUCAGAAAGAAAAUCGUGACGACGACGAUGUCCCGGAAGAUCUGCAAUACAAUCGGCCACUGGAUGCCGGCGGCCGCGCUGGUCGGGCUGGGUUACGUGGGGCAGGACCAGCCGAAACUGGCCGUGGGGAUCCUCGUCAUCGCCGUGUCCUGCAACAUCGCCGCCUUCUGCGGCCACAACGUCAAUCACAUGGACCUCAGCCCGAACUUCGCCGGCCCGCUCAUGGGAUUCACGAAUACCAUUGCGUCCGCCUGCGGCAUCCUCCCGCCGCUGAUCGCCGGGGUCAUCAUCAAGGAUUCGACUAACAUACUGCAAUGGCGAAGCGUGUUCUUCCUGUCGGCCGGAAUAUAUAUGGUGGGCAACCUAAUCUUCAUCCUAUUCGGCACCAGCGAGGUGCAAAAGUGGAACGAUCCGGUCAAGAGCAGACGGGACAGCGUCGUGCGGAAGGUUUCGAUGGCGCCGGUGACCAUCACGACAAUACAGGAAAAGGAGAGCGAGAGAAUCCCAUGACGAUCGAGAUAGAAAAAAAACGUUACAAUGCGUGACAACACUUUGUUUCCUAUUUUUAUAUUUUAUUUUUCAAAUUAUUGUGUUUAUCUGUGUGGAUGUGUGAUUUGCAUGUGGUAACUUUUGAAUGACUUAGACUACUUAGACUAUUAACGUCAUCUUAACGAAAUCGUGUAUAAAAUACAUAUUAAAGCCUUGACUAGAAGCUGCGUGUAAAUAUCGCGCUCGAAUACGUACGUGUAGGAAAUGCCGGAAAUCCUUUUAUCUAAUUCACCCUCAAGAGUGUAAACGGGGAAAUUGAUUCCGUCCUGUAAUUAAUUUAAAUUCUGGCCUCUGCGCGGUCCACGGAAAUAUCGCAACUUGUGUUAAAAAGAACUUAGAAUCUAACUUAAUUUAAAUAAAUUCGCAUUUCACGUAA